AUGGUCGUCCCGCUUCCAUCAGAUGACCUCGAUAGUAGGUCGAAAUCCAACUCGACCAACUCGCUUUUCUCGCUCAGCAGAAAUCGCGAUAGCUACUCCAGCAUCGUAGAUCAAUAUCUAACGGACGAAGAGGACCAUGAGGAUCCACACGCCUUUUCGUCGCGUCCCGCAGAGGAACCCUCGGCUCUCACGCUGAAUUACUCGAGUCGUGGCCGUCGUUUUUCGUCCGUUUCUGCGCAUGCUGCUUCACAACUGCAAGCCGGAGAUGAUAAGCUCGUUUUUAUACUGGUAGGUCUGCCGGCUAGUGGAAAAUCGACCGUUUCCAACCAUUUAAUGCAAUAUCUCAGCCGUGAUCCACGCUCUGCCCAUUUGCGUUGCAAGACCUUCAAUGCGGGUCAAGUCAGACGUAAGCUGAGCUGUCGUGGCAGGCCUAUGAUGCUUGCGAACAACUCAUCGGAAGACCUUUUCAAUCCAAAAAAUUCUCAAAAAAAGGAACAGUACGCUAGGCUCACGCUCGAACAGAUGUUUUCGGACCUAGACCAAGACUCCUGCGACGUGGCCAUUUUCGACGCUACCAAUUCCACAGAGCAAAGGCGUGCUUUCAUUUUUCAACAAUUACGACUCUACAACGCUGAUAUGAAGCGUGGCUACCACAUCACUCCUGUGGUGCUCCAAGUCUCCUGUACCGAACGCGCGUUCAUUCGCUUCAACAUUCACAACAAGACCUUUAAUCAAGACUACUUUGACAAGCCUUACGAGUUCGCAGUCCGUGACUUCGCGAAACGGCUUACCCACUACCAUUCCCAGUACAUCCCUUUCACCAAAGCGGAGUUCGGCAAUCAGGUGGCGGAGGGUAGACUUGUCAGUGAGGACAACGGGCUUUUUUGGUAUAGUAUCAUCAACGCAGGAUACUCGGACGCUUCAGCCGAAUGGCAAAGGCAUUUCCCGCUCGGAGCGACCCAAUAUUUGGGUGAGCUGAUCAAAUCUAUCGAACUCUUUAUGGAAAGCUACUCACAGAUUUACGCUCGCCAGUAUAUUCAAGACGUUCAAGAUUUUGCGAAGGGCAAAAGCCCUUCUACUCAAGCUCCUGCUCUUCGUGUUGCUGCUCCAUCUGCUUCCACGCCAAUUCGUGAUACCACAGAUGUACCGUACGCCUCUAUUCUCAACGGAAUUGUGAGUGACGACUACUUCAACAAACUCAGAAAAGCUACCGCUGUGUAG
Messenger RNA from Lachancea meyersii CBS 8951, 1221 nucleotides. NCBI's taxonomy places the organism in Eukaryota, Fungi, Ascomycota, Saccharomycetes, Saccharomycetales, Saccharomycetaceae. The record is from the annotation of a GenBank genome assembly.